AGAGCAUGGAACGAGCUGUUUUUUGCGGGCUAUUUUUUUUUUGUCCCCGUCGUGUAGAUUUUUCAUUGGUCGACCAAACAAUUUUCUAGCUUCGACGUGGUUAGGUCGUUCCGACCCAGGUGUCCUUUUUAUUCGAAAGCGAGCCGUUGCCAUUUCAGUGAUUCGCGGAGUCGAUUUGAAGAGUCGCUCGCCAAGCUCUUCUUCGUCAACGACGUGCUCGCCGCCGCUGGUAGUGCGCGCUCCCGUCAACGCUCGCUCCUUUUUCGCUGUGGUGACGCCAAGCAAGACAGCGCGAGGCUUUACGUUCCCCUCGGGUCUUGUCGGCUCUAGGCUUUAGGCGGGGGGGUCGGCAUGGACAAGAUGUCCCGAGUGCACGCGAGUUCCCUGAAUGCAACUUUUGUGCCCGGCGCGGUGGCUGCGCACGGAGUCCUCAAGUCGCUGCUGGAGAACCCGGUCAAGCUCCCCAGCAGGCACCACCAUGACGUGUUUGUCAAAGAUCGCGACAAGGAGAACAAGCUGGACGAGGAGUGCAGCAUCCCGCAGUCGGCCUUCCUGGGGCCCACUUUGUGGGACAAGAUGCUGCCCUACGAUGGCGACAGCUUCCAGCUGGAGUACAUGGACCUGGAGGAGUUCCUGUCCGAGAACGGCAUCUCCUCCAACCCCGCGCAGCAGCACCAGCAGCAGCACCAGCACCAGCACCAUGUCCCUCUGCCAGCCCCGCCCACGCCCAUCAGCGCCCCGCCGCCCUCUGUGAUGGACCUCAGCAACCACACCUCCACCUCCGUUCACAACGCAUCACCUGCUUGUCUGCUCAGAAACCCCAACAGGCCAGGGCUCCCGAACUUCAGAAACACCCCGAGUCCGAUCGAUCCGGAGUCCAUCCAGGGUCCGGUGGGCUAUGAGCCCGACCCGGCAGACCUGGCGCUGUCCAGCGUACCGGGCCAGGAAAUGUUCGACCCGCGCGAAUGCAAAUUCUCGCCCGAGGAGCUGAAACCGCAGCCCAUGAUCAAAAAGGCUCGCAAGGUCUUCAUCCCCGAAGAUCUCAAGCAGGACGACAAAUACUGGGCCCGGCGCAGGAAGAACAAUGUGGCGGCCAAGCGCUCGCGUGACGCCCGGCGCCUGAAGGAGAACCAGAUUGCCAUCCGGGCCGGCUAUCUGGAAAAGGAGAACUUGGCGCUCAGGCAGGAAGUGGGCGAGCUGCGCAAAGAGCUGGGACGCACCAAGAACAUCCUGGCCAAGUACGAGGCACAGCAUGGAGGCCUGUGAGGGCCCGAUGCACACGCACAUGCACACACACACACACACACACAUACACACACACUCCUCCACUCUACAGUCCAAUUGGCUGGACUUGCUUGCAGGUGAAGCAGCAAGUGGUGCGUCGGCCCUCUUGAAAUGGCUGUUUUGGGUUAACUCACCCGUACGUGCCUGAAAAUGCGCCGAUUUUGGCAAUUAUAUUUUCGGGGGUCCCAAAAACUCACUCUGUGGCACCGCCCGCUCAUUUCCCCAAUCAGCGACCGGCCGCCAUUUUGACCCACCGACAUGAAAUUAGGUUGUCAUGAUAGGAUGCACAGGAAUGUGUCGCGCACACAGCAAGUCAGCCAUUUUGGUUUGAAAGCGGACACAUUCAGCGACUUCUCGGUCUUUCCCCAUUUCCUCUUUGUCGGGUGUUGGCCACACUUUUGCUCCGCCUUAGUGAGUCGAGCCAAUGAGAGGCCACAUUGUCUUUGCUGUACCUCCGUUCCCAGCAUGCACCUGCGCCACGUACAUACCCGGUAUGUGUGCAGGUAUCUAACGCGCGUGCACUUUUUGUCUUUUGCUAUCUUCUCAGCAGUAUUUUAUACCACAAAAUGAGCUGUGCGUGUAUGUAUCUGUAUGUACAAACACACAUAGAGCAGAAAAUGCCAAAACAAAUAAAAACACAAAGAUUUAAAUCCAUAAAUGAGAUAUUUUUGUACCACUUUGUCUAACGUCUAUUUAAAGCCAAACUGUGCUUUUGACAGCUUUGGUGAAAGCCUUUGAACAGGAACAAAAUGAACCCAAAGACAAAUAUACACACGCUGUGUAUAAAAUAAGACCUUAUAUACAAAUUUAUAAGAAAAUAAAAAUACUCACAUUUCAUAUAUAUUUUUAAAUAAAUGCCUAAUGACAAUAAUUGUAUCAGGAAAAAAUGGAAUGGAAUUAUUCUCUUAAAAUUUUAUUUUACAUGAAAAAAUGUGCAAUUAAACUGUAAAAAAACGUAAUAAUAAUAAUCAAAUGUGUCCCUGCUCAGCCCUGAGUUAGCGUCUUCUUGCACUUUAGCACUUAGCUGCCAGAAGUGGCGACGUAAAAGAAAACAUCUUUCCACUCACAAACAUCGACAACCAUUUCAUUUUUCCGAGUAUCUACGGUCCACAAAGCAGACAUUUUUUUUUGUACCAAAUUAUUUCAGUAGUGUCGUCAGUGACUUAUUAUUAGUGCAAUAAUCCUUUGACAAAUUUGUGAGUUUGCUUUGUGCGUAGUUCAGUGCUGACAUGAAUGUAUACUGACAUGGAAGUGUGUGCGCGUUGCCUUUUGUACACCGGACCAAAAAAAACUAGACCACCUUACAUGUUUCAAUGCUUUUUUUGUACAGCUUUGGAUUGUGUAUACAGUAUAUAUAUUUUUGAUUUGGUUACACAACUUGAAGCACUACACAGUAUUGCGAUCAAUCAAACCCUUGUUUUUGGUGUGACGUCACGGGAACUGGUGUUUCAACGGCAGUUCCGAAUUGAAUUCGUGUUGACCCGCGAUAAAACGGGGGUUCGCUAUAUCAGUCAUUGUCAUGUCAGAUUGGUCCAUUAGACGGGCAUUAAGUAACCAGUUUUAUUUUCUCUGGAGUUGAAAAUACCUCAAAAGUCAUCCAAAUAAAUUCAAUCAAUUGAAACGAGCACCGGUUUUAUUUACAUGCUGAACGACCUUUAUCAUCACUGUAUAAAAUAUUUUUGGCCUCAAUGAAUGUAAUCACCCGACAUCGAGCACUUACUGUUUCGUUUUUUUCCCCCCCUUAUGGUGUAAUUUAUCUUUCUGUUCUCUGAUGUUUUGAUGCGUAUUCCCUUUAUUUAUCCUGACUUUUCCCCGAUGAACACGAUGAAUAAAAAUAUCAAAAGAAAUGAAA
Molecule: messenger RNA, 3136 nt
Organism: Hippocampus zosterae (dwarf seahorse)
Lineage: Eukaryota; Metazoa; Chordata; Actinopteri; Syngnathiformes; Syngnathidae
Product: hepatic leukemia factor-like
Exons: 4
Coding region: 352-1266 (304 amino acids)
Biological process (GO): regulation of transcription by RNA polymerase II
Cellular component (GO): nucleus
Molecular function (GO): RNA polymerase II cis-regulatory region sequence-specific DNA binding; DNA-binding transcription factor activity, RNA polymerase II-specific
Source: RefSeq, a predicted model, not a curated record